AUGGCUUCCAAGGAUCCCAUGCCGCUGGCGACGACCCCGCGUUUCGACGAGCUGCUGCACCUGCUCGCGGAGGAACACGGCAAGCUGCUGCAGGAGCGCGACAGGCUGCGCAGGGGCAACGAGAACGCCUACGACGGGUUGAGAAGGGGGUCCGUCCACUCCUUCGCCUCCUCCGGCCAGAGCCUCAUGCAGGACGAACAGGGCCACGAGGACAGACUGAUGCCCCUAAAGGCCUUGGCGAGCCCCAUCGCGAGCCCCAGACUCGAUGCGCGGAGCCCUCCUGGCAUUGGUGGCCACGGGUCCGUCCCCUCGACGGCGCUCGACGGCGACAGCGGCCGCGUCCAGGCCAACGGCGCGAGCACAAGCGGCGCCAGUAACGCCGCCCUGCCGGACCUGCACCCGGAGCUGUGGCCGGCGUGGACAGACCAGGAGACCGGGGAUGAAGACAGGCCCAGAUCAUGCACGUCAGUGAUAACGCAACCCGACCACAACAACGUGCUCAUGGAGAACACACGGCUCAAGGCGUUCGUGAUGACUCCAACGUCCGGUGCCCGCUCCUUCUGGGACUCGAUCACCGCAGCUUCCCUGAGCUACGACAUCGUCAUGCUCCCCAUGCUCGCGUUCUACGAACCCGAGGGCAGCGCCGCCAGGGUCCUGCACAUCCUCACCGCGUGCAUCUGGACGCUCGACGUGCCGAUGAUCCUUUUUCACUGGGUAUUUCCACUUGGGUGUAGUUGA
Molecule: messenger RNA, 738 nt
Organism: Prorocentrum cordatum
Lineage: Eukaryota; Dinophyceae; Prorocentrales; Prorocentraceae
Source: the annotation of a GenBank genome assembly